AAUAGCGUAAUGGAAGAAUUGCGUGACGAGUUGGCAUCUGGAAAGAAACAAUAUACAUAAUAAAAAUUUCUUCCUUACUGCUAAUUUCAGAGUUUUUUUUGAAGUGGUGUCUUGAUGGUUAGAAAAUAUCGGUAUCGAAAUAUUUCACACUGAUGAUUAAAUAUAGGUAACUUGUGGAGAGGGAGGCAUUCAGCUUUUGAACAUGUAUGAGUUGAAAUAUAAAACGUGUUACAAGUGGACGGAUUUUAAAUCUUUGAAGUCAUUUUUCUUGUAUCAUUCAUAUGUUUUGCAAAGUAUAGCGUUUAGGUUGGGGGAUUUGAGAUCUCCCCGAAGUAUAAACUGAGUUUUGCGGAGUUGGGGUUUUCAUAUUACCUUGAAAUAUCGAGUUCUGCGAAGUUUUGCGAAAUUGUUGCGGAUUGCUGCUUAUGUAUUUGUAAUUUAGCCAAACGUAUUUUAUUUGAAACAUGAUGCAGACAGUACAGUUUAGUCAGCCACCCCCUCCAAUUCCCAAUAUGUCAGUUCCACCCCCAGCGAUGGUACCCCAUCAUUAUUCCCAACAUCGGUUCCAUGGAGAAAGAGGUGCCCACAGAGGUCACUUCUUUCAGCCCUUCCGUCCUUAUCCUCGGCAAGGCCCUGGUGGACCUGACAGCGAAUUUGAUGGGAAGAGACUUCGCAAAUCUGUUAUGCGAAAGACUGUUGAUUACAACUCUGCAGUAAUAAAGAUGUUGGAGUGUCGUAUAUGGCAGAGGGAUUUUCGGGACCGACGCUCAUUGCAGCCAGAUGUGACGUAUUAUCCAGACCUCCAACCACCACCUAGUUAUAUUGACAAUGCCAUAAAUUCUGUAACAACACGUUUUGUGAAGACUGCUACCAAUAAAAUGCGCUGUCCCAUAUUUUGCAUGGCUUGGACUCCUGAAGGCCGCCGCCUGGUUACAGGUGCAUCUAGCGGAGAAUUUACACUUUGGAAUGGGCUUACUUUCAACUUUGAGACCAUCUUGCAGGCCCAUGACAGCCCAGUAAGAACUAUGGUGUGGUCCCAUAAUGAUGUGUGGAUGGUUACAGGAGAUCAUGCCGGCUACGUGAAGUACUGGCAGAGUAAUAUGAAUAAUGUGAAGAUGUUCCAGGCACAUAAGGAGGCAAUCCGAGGUCUCAGCUUCAGCCCAACGGACCAUAAGUUUGUGACUUGCUCAGAUGAUGGGACAUUGAGGAUCUGGGACUUCAUGCGAUGCUAUGAGGAGCGGAUACUCAGAGGACAUGGUGCUGAUGUGAAAUGUGUACACUGGCAUCCCCAGAAAGGUCUUAUCAUCUCUGGCAGCAAAGAUAAUCAGCAACCAGUGAAACUGUGGGACCCAAAGACAGGCCAAUCACUGGCAACACUCCAUGCCCACAAGAGCACUGUGAUGGAUAUCAAAUGGAAUUCCAAUGGCAAUUGGUUAGUGACUGCUUCUCGAGAUCAUCUCCUUAAGUUAUUCGAUCUGCGCAACUUGUCACAAGAGGUUCAAACAUUUCGUGGUCACAAAAAAGAAGCAAGUAGUGUUGCAUGGCAUCCUUACCAUGAGGGUCUUUUCUGCAGUGGAGGUUCAGAUGGUGCCAUUCUCUUUUGGCAUGUUGGGGCAGACAAAGAAGUGGGUGGCAUUGAACAAGCACAUGACAGCAUUGUGUGGACAUUAGCUUGGCAUCCACUUGGACAUAUCCUAUGCUCAGGAUCCAAUGAUCAUACAAGUAAAUUCUGGACUCGUAACCGACCUGGUGAUCUUAUGCGUGACAAAUACAACCUGAAUACUCUGCCAGCAGGGCUGCCAGGUUUUGAUGACCAGGAUAUGGAUGAACCAGCUGUAAUACCUGGUAUGGGUCCUGAAGACAAGGUGGAGGCUGUAGCAAGCCCUACAGUUGCUCAGAUCCCAGGACUAGACUUUGAUGCUACUGAGGAUAGACACCGUUCAUAUCACAAAAAGGUUCCAUAUUCAAAACCAAUUCCAAGGAAUUUCCAGGCUCAGUGGAAUGAGACAGGGAGAGCAAAUCAUGAUGAUGGUCGAGAUGAAGAAAGUGAUGAAGAAGAUAGUUCGUGGAGGGGUCGUAAAUCUUUAAUUACACCAAAGGAUCCAAUAACUGAGGUUAUUACACACCUAAUAGAAACAAAUCCACCCCCGGGAGUUGUGCCUCUUAGACAGCUGCAGCCACAGGCUAUUAUUGUUUAUGGAAAGCUCCUCCCAGUUGAAGGGAAUCCAGGUUUGGCAAGUGCAAUUGCUGCAGGACCAGUGGCAUUACAACGUUAUAUUGACUCAGGUGAAGUGGAAGAAUUGGCUGAUGUAAUUCCACAUGUAGAUGAUAAUGAUGAUUUUGAUGAAUAUGAUGAUUGUGAUGAUAACAUGGAUUUGGAGACUAUGUCAGAUAUUGAGCUCCCUGCACCUCUUCCCUCAUCAGCCUUUGCUCGCAAAGCUGCUCAGCAACAACAGCAGCAACAACAGCAACAACAGCAACAACAGCAGCAGCAUCAUCCUACUCAUCAAAGGAAGUCACGAUUCAGUGAUCGUGAGGAUACAAAAGCUGAUUUAGAACCAAAGUCUUCCAGUAACAAUCGUGACACUCCUAGCAUCAGAAAUGCACCAGUGGGUGGUAGGUCAGAAGACAAAGACAUGCGCAGUUUACCUCUUGAGCAGCCACGGCCUUUAAGUUUCCCUGCACUCCGUCCUAGCCCUGGAUCACAGCUUGGUCGCACCCCUGAUCAGGACAUGAGGUUUACAGGAUCUUCAGUGGGGGACUUGGAUCUACGUCAGACCCCUGGAGGUGCUCUAGUGUCAGGGCCAUUGGGAGGAACAGGUGAUCAGGAUUUCCGGAGACUGCAGAUGGACAGCGAUUUGAGACACCUUCAUAACCCAUUGCUCCCAAGACCCUUAAUGGAUGAGGACAUGCGUAACCAUCAAGGAUUUGACCAGGACAUGCGAGCAGAAGGUGGAGGAGAUUUAGACUUGCGUGGCAAUCCAGGCAUGUUACCACAGCUUCCUUCUUCUCAGCUUAUGACUGGACCAUUUGACUCUGACUUCCGUCGCCAGAACAGUAGCAUUGGGCCAUUGCUACCUCGACCUAAUCAGGGGUCCCCUCUCUGUGAUGGAAUGAGAGGUGGCCCUUCAGAAAGCCUACAUGAGCCAUAUGAUGAGAAAGAAGAUGUGAGUUCUGGGAGCAGAGGUCCAGUGGAGACUGAAGGGCCAAGCAGGAGAGGAUUCAUGAUGGGAAGACCACAGUUUGGUAACCAUCCUCCUAGAAGCUUAUUGGAACAAGAGUGGGGAUCAGGACCCAGAAAAGGAGGCUGGGCUGAAUCUGCACUAGAUGAAGAAGAUGGUCCAGGUGGAAACUUUAGGCAUGGAGGAAGUUUUCGUGGUGAUGACAAAUUCAGAGGAGGUUACCCUAUGAGUCCUGGGGAAGCAGGGAAUAGCCCAAGUAACGGGCAGAAUUUUGGAACCGAACCAGAGGACAGUCCAGCUGGAAGUUAUAAUAGAGGAAACAGAGGUCCAACUUCUUGGGGGGGAGGAGGAGGAUCUUAUCCUCCAUCUAGACAAGGCAGCCCCUUCCGUCACCAGCUGGAAGGUGGGUUCCGUGGUCGUGGAGGCAGAGGUGGGUUCUCUAACAGGGGAAGAGGAGGUGGAAUGUCAAGAGGUGGCUCGAGAGGCAGAUAUGGAGGUUCUAGAGGAGUACGUGGUGGACGUGGUCCCAAACGGGGACAGUUUUGAAUUUGUAGUUAUUGUGAUGGAACGUCUGGAGUUAUUUUGAUGCUGAAAAGUGGAACUUUGUGGUGGGUGUAUAUAAUCAUUAGAACUGUAAAUUCUUGCAGGUCAUGUAUGAUGACAUCUGUGCUACUUGUACAGAGUCAUUACAUUUGAGUUCUUAAAAAAAGUACUUUAUAAAUCUGAGCCAAAAAUUAUCCUUCCUUUUUAAUUUCUUUAACAUAAUUUGGAAAGCACAUAAUUUCCCUACAUUGAGGUGUAGUGUUUUAUUUUGUGUGAUUUUUUGCUGGCAAUGAUCUUCAGAACUUCAAUUUCAGUUCUUCUAAUAAUGACUUGGUCUGGAAUGUUUGUAAAUUUACAUUUGCAUUUUGUUCUUAUCCUUGCAAUGAGCUGAUCACCUGCCCAAGGAGUCCUACCGAACGUGUAAGAUCUAGAAAAACCGAAGUGAACGGAGAAGUUCAUGGAGGUAGGCCUAGGCCCACUGGGGCUGUUGUGCCAAGGAAAAAAAAAAUUUGUUCUUAUAUGAACUUCAGAAUCUGUCCGUACAUCAGAAGUGGGACUUUGAAUGAUACAGUGAUGAUGUAUGUAAUUGAUGCUUUAAAAAGGACAUUGUUGAUUUUCCUGAAAUGUACAAGAGGAUGAUAGCCCAGAAGAAUACAGUGAAUCAGUUUGUGUUGUUAUAUGUAAACAAUAACAUAGCACAAAAGUGUUUUUUUACUUCUAAUAUCUAGGAGUUGAAGAGAUUUUGUGUAUGAAUUGAUGUGCGAUGAGGCACUUGCUGCUGAUGUACUGUAUACUGUAUAUGUGCUCCAUAUGUUCGUUUAGAGUACCAAGAUAUAAUGUGGUCUUACCGUGAAAUUUGAGUCACUUAAUUAUAAUUUGCCACUUACAGAAUAA
Molecule: messenger RNA, 4619 nt
Organism: Cryptotermes secundus
Lineage: Eukaryota; Metazoa; Arthropoda; Insecta; Blattodea; Kalotermitidae
Gene: Wdr33
Exons: 14
Coding region: 465-3728 (1087 amino acids)
Cellular component (GO): mRNA cleavage and polyadenylation specificity factor complex
Molecular function (GO): protein binding
Source: RefSeq, a predicted model, not a curated record